AUGUCCCCGAUUCCAGAACCUGAGAAACGUGUCCUCUCCCGCGAAGAACAAAGUAAUCAGGAGCUGAUAGAGCUGUUGAAAGAGCUCCAGGCGGAGAUGGGUGACGAUCAGGGCCAGCAAAGUAAAGAGAUGGGAGCGGCGACACCAUCUUUCCAUGUCCCCCACGACAUUUCCCCAGAUUCUUUGUACCCGACCGACCUAUCUUGUCGCUCUGCUCUAGACUAUGCAAUGUUCUGCCAGAGCUUUGGUGGACAAUUCGUCAACAUCUACAGAUAUGGCACCUUCAGGUCGUGUUCCAACCAUUGGGAUGACUUUUGGCUUUGUAUGAGAACGAGGAACUGGGACAAGAAGGACCGGGAGAAGGCCAUCCAAGAGCACUAUCGAAAGAAAGCUGUAAAGUGGAAGACAGGACCAAGUAGUGAAGACGUGUGGGAAGUCAGACAAGAGCCGGUAAAAGAUGCCUUCCAAGGCAAUCUUGAAGAACUUGAAGCCCGAAUUGCAGAAUGGCAGAAAGCAAAUCCAGGUGCACCGGAUCCAUGGAAACAGGAAAAGGCGCCUACAUUCAACACAUCUAAUGUCACCUCCAGAUGA
Molecule: messenger RNA, 591 nt
Organism: Capronia coronata CBS 617.96
Lineage: Eukaryota; Fungi; Ascomycota; Eurotiomycetes; Chaetothyriales; Herpotrichiellaceae
Exons: 1
Coding region: 1-591 (196 amino acids)
Source: RefSeq, a predicted model, not a curated record